GUCACAUUUCCAUGAAAUCAACCCUCUUACUCCGGCCUAAACGGCCCAGUCCUCUCUUCUACCAACUCCUCCACCCACCCACCCACGCCUCAUCAAGUACAGCCCGCCAUGUUCCAUUUCCCCCUCCAUCCGGCCCCAAAACUCCCCUCCGUUAUCCGCCCUCCCGACAAAAACCUUCCUCCGUUCGCUACUAUUCACUUCCGUAAUGGCCUCUCCCCUCCUCCGCCCCUGCCUCUCACUCUUGAAAUACAUGGUCGACUCCCAGUCCAUACUCUUCAGCCCCGGCAGAAACCCAGUGGUGAAUUAUCUCCUCAGACGAACAAUCUACGAUCAUUUCUGCGCCGGGAUCAAUGAAAACGAGGUGCGGAAUACCGUCCAGGAGAUGAGGACGUUGGGUUUCAAAGGAGUGAUUCUGGGUUAUGCGAGGGAGUCGAUCGCCAAAGUGGAGGAUAUUGAUCAGACUCAGUCGGCGGAAGAGAAGCAGGAGGUGCUGGAUCGGGCGGUGGAGGAAUGGAAGCAGGGAACUUUGAGGACGUUGAGGAUGUUGGGGAGGGGGAAUUAUUUGGCUGUUAAAUUUACCGGCGCCGGACCCGCAGCCGUGGAGGCGCUCUCACGCGGUGACCCCGUCCCUCCGCCCCGGAUCUACGAAGCCAUUACGGAGAUCUGCGAUGCCGUUGCGGCGCAAGGCUCACGGGUAUGGAUCGACGCGGAGCAACAAAUCUUCCAGUCUGCGAUUGAUGCGUGGGCGGUGGAUUUGAUGCGGAAGUAUAACCGGGAUAAUGUGAAUGCGGAUGCUCCUGUGGUUUUGAAUACGUAUCAGGCGUAUCUGAAGUCGUCGACGGCUACGUUGAAUGCGCAUCUUCAGCUCGCUGAGAGAGAAGGUUGGGCGAUGGGAGUCAAGUUGGUACGGGGAGCGUAUAUUGCACAUGAUCAUCGGGACCGGAUUCAUGAUACCAAGGCCGAUACGGAUAAGAACUACAAUCAUAUUGUGGAGAGUUUGAUUACGAGACGGUAUCCGUUGGGAGGGGAGCCAGGACAGUCGUUUCCCAAGGUGCGUCUGUUUGUGGCAUCGCAUAAUGGGGAGAGUGUGCGGAAGGCGUGUGCGUUGUAUAGGCAGCGGAUGGUUAGUGGGUUGCCGUCGAUCCCGGUGGAAAUGGGACAGCUGCAGGGUAUGGCGGAUGAGGUCAGCUUGGGGAUGGUGGGAGGGUCGAGUGAGGGGGAGGUGCCCGGUGUGUUCAAGUGUUUGGCGUGGGGGUCGACAGAGGAGUGUCUGCAUUUCUUGUUGCGGAGGGCCGUGGAGAAUCAGUCGGCUAUGGAGAGGACGAGAGAUACGGCGAGGGCGUUGAGAGGAGAGGCUUGGAGGAGAUUGGGUGGAGGGGCUGUGUUGUGA
Aspergillus sclerotioniger CBS 115572 is the source of this 1390-nucleotide messenger RNA. RefSeq names its product putative proline oxidase Put1. Bases 206 to 1390 code for a protein of 394 amino acids. Gene Ontology annotation, molecular function: proline dehydrogenase activity; FAD binding. The record is from RefSeq and is a predicted model, not a curated record. Lineage: Eukaryota; Fungi; Ascomycota; Eurotiomycetes; Eurotiales; Aspergillaceae. The transcript has 2 exons. Gene Ontology annotation, cellular component: mitochondrion.